GCUGCGUCUUCUGAUGUGCCCGCGAAUUAAUAGUUUCUCAUCGCUGGAUAUCGUAUGCUCGAGAAGCUGUUUAUAACUUUCUGUAAACUACACUGUCUAGUGCCUUUGAGAAAAUUGUUUUGUACGUGUCUGCAAAAUCCUGAAAGAUGGUGGUAUUAAAGCGAGCCAACCCGGUGUGUUUUAAGUGAGGGAGCAAAGGAUGACUAGGUGGUUGGUCUGAUUUUGAAUUCUGAGAUAUUCUGGAACCAUGACCAGUUUCCUUGGAUGAUUUUUGUGGCAUGAUAUGUUUUCUCCAAGCAGUCAGUGUUGAACUUUGGAGGGCAUGAACACUGAAUGUGAAUCAGUUCAGACAUAUGGGCGACAAUGGCUGUAAACAGUGUGCUGGAAGUGUAAGUGAAGCACAACAGGAUUUUCUUAUCCGAUGAUUCCAGCAGUGACUUUUUAUUUUCUGGUGAGCUGGUGCAAUGUCGCGUAAGCAGACAGUGAAGCAGGGACGACCCAACAAGAAGGCGGACGUAGAACGGAAACGAGAUGAACGUGCAGCACGGCGAGCCCUGGCCAAAGAGAGGAAGAAUAGGCCAGGUAGUGCAGUGGAGGAAGAAGAAGAGUUUGUGAGCUUCACCAAUCAGCUUCAAGUACUGGGCCUAAAACUGCGUGAGGUUCCAGGAGAUGGAAACUGUUUGUUUCGUGCCCUUGGUGACCAGCUGGAAGGUCACUCUAACAACCACCUGAAGCACCGAAGGGAUACUGUUGAAUUUAUGACAACCCAUCGGCAGGACUUUGAGCCAUUUGUGGAGGAUGAUGUUCCCUUUGAGAGACAUGUGUCCAACCUGGCCAAACCUGGGACGUUUGCUGGAAAUGAUGCUAUUGUGGCUUUUGCUCGGAACCACCAGCUCAAUGUUGUCAUUCAUCAGGUGAAUGCACCAUUAUGGCAGAUUAAGGGAUCAGACAAGCCAUUUACCCAGGAGUUGCAUAUUGCAUAUCGGUAUGGAGAACAUUAUGACAGUGUGCGACAUAUUGGCGAUAACUCUGAGACACCUGCUAACUUACGUACAGAGAUUUUGAGUAACAGGGGAAAUACUCGACACGAUAAGUAUAGGGAUCAUAACCUGCCACUGUCCUCAACUGCCAAUAGCCUUGAAAGGCAAAAUGAGGAGGAAGAAGAAAGGAGACAUUUAGUCGAAACUAUACAAAACAUCACAGGGUGUAUGGAUACAGCACUAAUCCUGCAAAGCCUGGAAGCUAAAUGUCUGGAUAUAGAUGCUGCUGCUGCUGCUGUGAUGCAGAAACAGGAAUCCAAUGAGAGUACCAAAAGAGACUGUAUCCCUUCAGAAGUUACACAUACACUACAUUUGUCAUCUCCUCUGUGGAAAGACUGUGGUACAGGAAGUCGAAUUUUUGGCAAGAUGGAUAGUCAGCUCUGUGAGACGGCGAGUACCCAAAGUUCUGAUGCAAGUAGCAGCACUUCUAAGGUAUCUAGCAGACAGCGCAAAGAACAGCAACGUCUGCAGAAGAAAAAGCGUCAGGAAGAGCGACACCGGCAGAAGAUACUGGAGAACAAAAACAAAGCUGAUAGUAAUUGCAACCAAAAUCCAGAUGGCCCUGUAACCUUGGUCAGGUCAUUUGCUACCCUUAACAUUUGACUGACAUUUUUUUGAAUGUACAGAGCUGAGAAAGGCAUCUCAAACUCUCAAUGUUUAUUGUUCAAAUUGAGCCUAGGCCAUACCUUGGGAUUGCAUGGUGGUCUGAUUUUCUGUUAUUUCUUACAACCUUGUCUUGACUGGAAAUGACUUUUAUGAGAAGGACAAUGAGAACAUAUAUACAUUUAAAACGUUUUAUUUUAAGUUGUCAAUCUGGAUGGCUAGGUUAAAAGACUGAAACAGAACAAUAAACUGCUUUGCACUGUGAUUACUGAUUCCCUCUGUGCCACUAGGGGGCAUCAGAUGCUGACAUUUAGCAACAUACUUCUGUGAGACACACAGUCGGUGCUUGUACACCAUUUCAGUGACACUAUGCCAGUGUGACAAGUACCAGUUGGUUCUAGCGGAGAUUGGCUUGCAGAAUGCUGGAUUGUGCACAUUUUUUGUCAGCAGCCAAAAAAAAAAAGUGGCAUAAUAUUUGCACAACAUAGUAAAUAUUCAGUGCUGUUAUUGCCAAAAAUAUUUUUUUGGUUCAUUGUAUGCUACAAAACCCACUUAAAUAGUUCAAUAAAGUGGAGAAUUUACUUAAAGAAAAAAA
This is a messenger RNA of Erpetoichthys calabaricus (reedfish), 2238 nucleotides long. It is a transcript of the gene otud3, whose product is annotated as OTU deubiquitinase 3. Lineage: Eukaryota; Metazoa; Chordata; Cladistia; Polypteriformes; Polypteridae. The transcript has 9 exons. The record is from RefSeq and is a predicted model, not a curated record. Gene Ontology annotation, molecular function: cysteine-type deubiquitinase activity. Gene Ontology annotation, biological process: protein deubiquitination. Bases 465 to 1643 code for a protein of 392 amino acids.